AUGACCCUCACGCCCAAGUCACUCGUUUCCGCCGCGCUCGGCGCCCACGCCCUGCUCGCCCUGCUGCCGCCCGCCCUCGCCGCCACCCCGCUGGAAUGGCGCUCGCGCUCCAUCUACCAGGUCAUCGUCGACCGCUUCGCCCGCACCGACGGCUCCACCACCGAGGCCUGCAAUGUCGACGACAAGAUCCAUUGCGGCGGCACCUGGAAGGGCCUGGAGAACAAGCUCGACUACAUCUCCGACAUGGGAUUCACCGCCAUCUGGAUCUCGCCCAUCACCAAGGGAAUCGAGGGCAAGUGGGACGCCGGCGAGAACUACCACGGCUACUGGCAGCAGGACCCGGGCGAGCUGAACAGCUACUUCGGCACCGAGGAUGACCUCAAGAGCCUGUCCAAGGCCGUUCACGACCGCGGCAUGUACCUCAUGAUUGACUACGUCGCCAACAACCUGGCAUGGCCCGGCCCCGGCAGCGACGUCGUCUACUCCAACUUCUCCGCCCCCUUCAACACCGAGUCGGCCUUCCACGACUUCUGCUACAUCACCGACUACAGCCAGGCCGAGAACUACCAGAACUGCUGGCUCGGAAACGACCAGCUGUCGCUGCCCGACAUCGACACGGAGAACCAGGACAUCAUCGACUACUUCGAGGACUGGGGAACGCGCGUCAUUGAGGACUAUCAAGUCGACGGCUUCCGUGUCGAUGCCGUCAAGCACGUGCCCAAGGCCUUCUGGAGCGACUUCGAGGCCACGGUCAACACGUACACCAUCGGCGAGGACUUCACCUCGCAGACCGAGUACAUCUGCAACUACAUGAUCAAUGCCGUGUCCGCCGUGCUCAACUACCCCAUGUGGUACUCCAUCAUGGACGUCUUCAGGAACAGCACCCGGCCCGUCCAGGCGCUGACGUACGCCAUCAACAACCUGGACACGACCUGCCACGACCCCACCGUCAUGGGCGUCUUCACCGAGAACCAGGAUGUCGCCCGGCUGGGUCACAUGACGGACGACCUCUCGCACCUCAAGAACGCCCUCGUCUUUUCGCUGCUCGGCGACGGCAUCCCCAUCAUGUACUACGGCGCCGAGCAGGCCUUCAGCGGCGGCGAGGAUCCCGGGAACCGUGAGGCGCUCUGGCUGUCGGGCUACAACACCAGCGCCCCGCUGUACCAGCUGGUCAAGAAGGUCAACUUUGCCCGCAACGCCAUGGUCGCCGGCGUCACCUACACGUACUGGAGCCCGUACUGGACCCACAAGACGCGCGCCCUCGUGGCCCACGACGACGUGCUGGCCCUCCGCAAGGGCUACGACAAGAGCGUCGUGGCCGUCAUGACCAACAAGGGCAGCGGCGCCGACGACAUCGGCCCCUUUGAGAUCGGCGACACCAACUUCCACGGCCAAGCCCAGAUUGUGGACGUCGUCACGUGCAAGACCAAGACCACCGGCAACGCCGGCGUUUUUUCCACCACCGUGACCGGCGGCGAGCCCCAGGUUUGGAUCCCGACGGCCUACUUCAACGGCACGCUGAAGGAACUCUGCCCCGACGUCACGAUUCAGGCCGACUCCAACGAGAACCCUCCGGCGACGGGCGGCUCCGGCUCCGAGGAUGACUCGUCGUCGUCGUCGUCGUCGUCGUCGUCAUCCUCGUCGCUUGCAUCGCCCGCCGCAGCCACGUCCAGCAGCCUUGCGCUACUCGGCGCGAUUUUCCUGGUAAUCUUAAUUCUGUAG
Diplodia corticola is the source of this 1722-nucleotide messenger RNA. Its product is annotated as alpha-amylase. The record is from RefSeq and is a predicted model, not a curated record. The transcript is spliced from 6 exons. The coding region runs from base 1 to 1722 and encodes 573 amino acids. Gene Ontology annotation, molecular function: alpha-amylase activity; calcium ion binding. NCBI's taxonomy places the organism in Eukaryota, Fungi, Ascomycota, Dothideomycetes, Botryosphaeriales, Botryosphaeriaceae. Gene Ontology annotation, biological process: carbohydrate catabolic process.